This is a messenger RNA of Pomacea canaliculata, 4881 nucleotides long. Its product is annotated as tubulin-specific chaperone cofactor E-like protein. Lineage: Eukaryota; Metazoa; Mollusca; Gastropoda; Architaenioglossa; Ampullariidae. The record is from RefSeq and is a predicted model, not a curated record. The transcript has 10 exons. The coding region runs from base 89 to 2188 and encodes 699 amino acids.
UUUCCACAACAAACGUCUGCUAACCAAGUGAGGUGUCGAAUCUGUUUAAGAAAUGAUGAGUACAGACCUAUAAAUAAUUUUGGGUACAAUGGAAGGAAUAGAUGAGAUCCUUUGCGAUCCUGAAAAUGUGUCGGAGGUGUCGUCUUCAGUGUCAAAGACCAAACUGCAGAGAGCUAGGUCCUUUACGGACGCGAUACGAGAAAAAUAUUGCAAUCAAGAGAAUGACGUUUGGUCUCAGUUUAUUAUCGACAUGACGAUCAGAGGAAAACCCAAAAACAAAGGAAAUAAUGCAGCAGAACUCGGUCAUCUGCGAAAUGUUGUUCUGAACAACCAGCAAGUUGCAGUUGGUGGAAUUCCACACCAAGGUCUCGUGUCUUUGUGUCCAAAUGUCACUGACCUUGACCUUUCAUCAAAUUUGCUUCAGAGUUGGGCGGAAGUGCUACCUAUUCUUUAUAACUUACCUUAUCUCACAUUCUUGAAUCUCAGUCGCAAUCAUAUCACACAGCAGAAGGAGGUGCUGUGGAGAUGGUCAGCUCCUCUGCCUCGACUGGAAAAUGUGGUGCUUAACUCAACUGGUGUGGCCCUGAGGGAAGUGGUGGCACUGGCAAGUCUGAUGCCUGCAUUACGAGAAUUGCACAUAUGUUGUAACUACUAUCAAGACUUGGGUAACAUUGAGGCAGCUAUCAAUGAAGGGGCUUUGGCCAAGCUAGAGUGUUUGCGUUUGAAUGAAAAUAUCAUCACCAGCUGGGCUGAAGUUUGGAAACUGCGUGGUCUUCCUGCCUUAAAACAACUGAUCUUGUCUGAAAAUCCACUGUGUGAUGUUUUCUAUAGCUCUGACUCCAAAGAAGACUUAGCCAUGUUUGACCUUGACAUCUUUGACAAUACAUGUUAUAGUGAUGGAGAAGAUUCCUCAUUUGGCAAAUGUGCCACAAAAGUAGUGCCUGAAGGCAGUUACUGCAGCAAGGCAUUCUUUUCUGAAGCUGAUGGGUCAGUCUCAGCACUGGCAACUUCUGCUGAUAAGGUUGCUCUUGCAAAUGAUGGUGUGCUUAAAGACAGAGUCAUCCUGCAAAAUAUUAACAUGUGUUCCACAGUAAUCACAGACCAGAACAAAACAAAGACUGAAGAGGAACAUGAUCUGAAGCAAGAAGUCCUUUAUCAACAGAAUAAUGCAGCAAGCCAACAAGACAAGAGCAAAUUACAACUGCCUUGCUCCAUACUUAAGUGGCAUCCAUCAGUAGUGUAUGAGCUUUUAGAUGAAAUUGUUUUCAGUGCAUGGCAGCAUGUCAUUGGAGAACAGAAACUUCAUGCCACUGGCAGAUUGAGAAAAAAACCUGCUAUUGACUGUGUCACUAAAGAUGAAGAGAAAACAAAUCAACAAGAAACAAACAGAAUGAAAUUGCAGGCUUCCGGUGUGAUACUAGAUGUGGUAAAUAAUUCUGUUAAUGGCAGACCAACUGAAGCAUACUCCAGUGCAGACCAUAACAAGUGCACAACAAAGCUGAAGUUGUCUCCAUUUGAGAAGUUGGACACUUUGUGUCUGAGUCGGACAUCCAUUUGUGAAGUCAAACACUUGCAGGCUCUUAACCAGUUUCCACAGCUGAAGUCAUUAAAAAUCAUGGAAAUAGCUUUGUUUUCUGACGUGCGACAAGAAGAUAGGCGUAAACUGUUUGUGGCAAGUCUCCCUGGCAUCAAAGUUCUGAAUGGUAGCGAAAUUACACCAACAGAGAGAGAAAAAGCAGAAAGACACUACCUUCGACAUUUUCUGAAUAAUCAAGAAAAAGCCCUUCGCUACAAAGAGCUAGUGGCUAAACAUGGCCCAAUACAGCCUUUGCUUGACAUUGACCUUGGUGUUAGAUUUCAAAAGGAUGCAACACUGACCUUUGUACUUUGUGGAGUGAAAGAAUUUCAGGAAACUGUGAGUGUUUUGCAGCCAGUUGGAAAAUUGAGGACUAUGGUAGCAGAACGUCUAGCCAUCCCAUGGAAAUCUUUCCGUAUGUUUCACUUUGCUUGUGGACCACACCAGCAGGAGCAAGUAUUUGAUGAACUGUUCCUAGAUUCUCUGCCUUUGAGUCGCUUUGAUUUUAUGGAUGGUGAUGAAAUCCAUAUUGAAUUUAUUGAGGAUACAGAAGUGAACCCAGUUGUGAGUUUUUCGAAGAAGGCAAUUUUUAAAACAGACAUUACUUUUUAGGAACUAACAAAUGUUGAACCAGUUAGAAAACUCAUUAAUAGGUUGUGGCUAAUACACAUUAAUUAGUUGGCAUAACAAAAAAUUAUUCACAGGUUCUGAUAACUUUCACUCAUUUAAAUUGGUUCUCUUGCAUUUUCCCUCAUAACGAGAACACUGAAAUGCAAGUUAUAAAGAAGAAGAUAAUUGUAAACUAGAUGACAUCUGUUAGCAGAAGGGCACACACAAUGUAUAUAAUCAUUUUUCAAAUGUAGAUAAAUAGCAGUGCAUGUGCCUUUUUUGUAUAAUGAUAUUCUUACAGUUUAGAUACUAUCUUUUUUCAGUAGGCAACACCUACAUUUAAGCUUAUAGACAAAAGAAGGCUAUUGCCUAAGCAUGAGCAUAACGUUUACCUUGCAAAACACUAUAUUUUCAUAUUGGACACGUUUCUGUCCUAAUUAAAGGCAGCUACACUAUUAAAAUAUCCCAGCUGGAUCUCAUGUUAUACAUAAAAUGCAUGCAUGCAUGCCUUUAUAAUGCAUUGCCUCGGGGUAGUAAUUUUUAACAGCAUCUCAGAAAUAUACAUCUUACAGUUUAUUAAUGUUAUGAAAAGAAAUCAUUUUUAUAAUCAAGACCAGUUAGUGUUAUGUAUCUGGAUUUAAAUAUUGCUUGUUCAAACACAACCUGAGCUUGUAUAAAUAUAGUUGAAAGAAUUUACUGUAAUAAAUAUAGUUAAAAGAAUUUUUUUGUAAUAAAUAUACUUUGUUUAAAUAAUCACAUGGCUUAUUUCCUCACAAAGACAUAAAAAGUAUCAUUAUAAAAAGUGUAAAAAGGAAUCUAGCAUUCCUUCAACUUUUUGUCAUCAGUGGGAAAGUGCUCCUCUGUGACAGACACCAUUUUCUUCUUCUUGUCUGCUGUUUUUCACAUGAAUAAAUCCCAGUUACAUAACUGCAAAAUUUAUCUUAAAAUUUUUAUUGUCUUCUUUUUAUUACCCUCUCUUUGUGUGUGUAUGAGAGAGAGAAAACUAAAAUGAUGCACACUAAAUGGCAGAGUGGAUACAUAUUUUAAUUUUACUGAAAUAUUUUCCACAUGUAUGUGAAUUUUGGCACAGCUACUGUGAGUUAUUCUGUUACUUUCCUUGAUGUGGUUUGUAUAUUUGUUUGUACAUAUUUGCUUUAAGACAUACGACAGUGACCUGUACUUAAUGUGAAAGUUGAUAUGAAUAUUAAUGACAAGGAUGAUUUUUGAGUGAACACCUUGUUUUAUUUGGAUGCAGUAAUGACUUUAAGACAGAUGCAGUACUGGAUUUAAUCUUACUGCUUGCUGAAUUAUAUACUCCUGCAGAUUAAAAAAAAACAGACCCCAGUUGCAACCAUUCAUUCGGAUACUGCAGCAUAGAUAUAAACCUGAAAUUUUUAAUGCACACCUGGAAAUGAAAGAAAAAAAAAUUGUAAGAAAUAAUUGUAAAACACUGGCUACGUUAUAUACAACUUGUCGACUAGAACUUAAAGUGACUAGACUUUUAUACAUAUAUUUUGACAUGCAUUACCUUAUAUGUCUGUGAUAUUGUUACAUAUGUUCUAUUGCAACAGUGCAACAGGUGUGAAUUGUUUAAGCAUAGUAUGUGUUAAGCCUGUAAUAUGUUUAAUGUGUUAAUGGAAAAUAAAUGUUUUUAAAAAAAUCAGUCACACAAAAAAAUAUGAUUAAUGAUAGUGAUAAGAAACAUGUUUUGAGGAAUAUUUUGGUCUUUUCUGCAUACCAACAGACUAAAGAGCAGUGCAUGUUCUAGAGUGUGACAGUUGAUGACAAAAGACAUUAAUUGCAAAAAGUAUAUAUCCAGACAUUGAUGAAUUGCAUAUUUUUUGUGUCCUUCGGAGAUAAAAAUUGAGUGCCUUUUAUAUUUGAUUUAACGAUUUAAUGUUGAGAAUGUUUGAAUAUAUUGAUCUAUGAUCAUAUUAUAAUGUAUAACAUUAUUACAUUUAAACACACGUCAUAGUAGUUUGGUAGUUAGUACACGUGCCUGUGAAGAAGUCCAAGGUCUAAGGCUCAGAACUGGGGAAGGAAAACUUCCCCUACCAACCCAACCAGUUUCAAGAAGAAUCAAGUACCUGAUCUAGCAGAGAGGGUAAAUGCAGCUCUGCUGUCGUCAUGAAUUGCUUGUCUUAGACAUAGUGAUCCAUGCAUAUUCACUGCACUGCUGCCCCUAAGUUUGGGAGUUUGCUUUUUUGUUGUUGUUGGUUUUUUUUUUGUUUUUUUUCAUUUCGUUCUUUGUGCAUGAACGAAGCUCUUUUUGCUUUUGUUUUCAAAGUCUAUAUAUAUUAUGCAAGUUUUAAACUGUCUUAAUGCAUGAAUUUAAAGUUUAUGAACAGUUAAACAGGUUUUUGGCUAGUUCUUUUUUUUGGGGGGGAGGAAGAGUCCUAGACAGGACCACAACAGAUACAUAAAAAUUUGUUCAGUAGUUUUAUUGGGUUUUGUUUUUAAUCAAGCAAUCUGUGAUUUCAUCACUGCAUUAAUCCUUCCCAUGAUAUGUGUAUGAGUAGAUAUCAUAGAACUGAUAAAAUACACACAUGGAGAUGAAACCUUUCUCACACAUUCACAUGCAUAAGCAGUGUCCAAUUGUUGAAAUUGCAUGUACAAUUUUUUUUAACAUUCAUAGUGCUUUUAUCUUUCCAUAUUAAGAUUUGCCUAAACUUCAAAAUAAAGCUUUUUUUACGUGA